CUUGUGAAACGCAGAUCCGAGCGACCGUGAACCUUCAACGACUGAGCAUAACCGACCAUGCCGAUGCUGAUAUUUUCUUCGCGUUAAAUAUGAAUAGCCUAAAGCUUUCGAAUAGACUUGGUGAGCCGAACUUACUUGUUCCUGUGAUCUAGGAGUCCAUUAGAUUUCACUAUUCGACAUACUAAGCCACCAAUCUACACAUUCUUAACUGCCCGCAAGUCAGACUUCAUCGGUUUGUGACAGCAUGUCUACCAACGCGACGAGCCUCUCAGCAGAAGAGAUUAUUCGCCAUCCUGCAUUCAAUACGACGCAAUGGGAUCUUGAGCCAAGGCUAUCGGGCUUCGCUACGGUCGCCGAGUCUCGUCCAGGGGGCCCAUUCCCUAUGUGGUACGAAGUUCACGGUCGCGGACCGAAGAAGAUUGUCUGGAUCAUGGGCCUCGGUGGUAGCCGGAACCUGUGGAAGCGCCAGAAUCGACACUUCGGGCACCAGCGUGGCGAGGAGUACAGCUCUCUCGUCUUCGAUAAUCGUGGGGUCAGCAAGUCGGCCAAGCCGAAUUGCAGAUAUAACACGUUGGACAUGGCAAAGGAUCUGGUCGAAUUGCUGAGGCAUAUUGGCUGGCUCGACACCGAUUCUCAGUACUAUCCUCGAGACCUCAAUAUUGCCGGCAUCAGCUUAGGCGGCAUGAUUGCGCAAGAGCUUGCCCUUCUGAUACCUCAACGAUUGCAAUCGCUGAUCCUCAUCUCUACGGCUCCUCGCCUAAUUCGAACCGUCCAUACGUUCGAGCAUAUGAAACAGCGAGUAGCGAUGUUUCUCCCUACAGCAGUUGAUAUAGAGCUCAAGAACAAGGCCAGUAGGCUGUUCACCAGAAGUUAUCUCAAUGCGCCGGACACUGGAUCCUUGGACCCAGAGAAAACGUUUCCCACCAAUCUCGAUCGCUUCGUGGCAGAGGAGCUCGCAGAACGUACCGAAGACACUGACUUUUCUCGGAGGAAAGGCGUCAUGUUGCAGGCUAUUGCCGCUGGAUGGCAUCACAAGAGCGAUGCAGAUCUCGCCAGAAUGGGGGACGAAGUAGGCAGAAGCCGAAUAUUGGUGAUGCACGGAACUUUUGAUGAGACCAUUACAUUUCCGCACUUCGAGUUGAUUAAGGCUGCCCUGGGAGAUGGGCCGGAAUAUAUUGCGUGGAAAGACUGUGGCCAUGUACCAUUGUGGGAGAGAGAGGAGGAAUUCAAUGAGACUGUGAGACUCUUCAUUGACAAGACAAUCACAGUCUCGGCCAGUCUCUAGUUUUGCAAGCCCAAGUCUAUCGUAUCUCAGUGCAAUCCCACAUGGUCGUCCAAGUUUAUCCGUCCCAUUGGAG
Molecule: messenger RNA, 1358 nt
Organism: Colletotrichum godetiae
Lineage: Eukaryota; Fungi; Ascomycota; Sordariomycetes; Glomerellales; Glomerellaceae
Product: glycylpeptide N-tetradecanoyltransferase
Exons: 1
Coding region: 245-1285 (346 amino acids)
Source: RefSeq, a predicted model, not a curated record